Molecule: messenger RNA, 444 nt
Organism: Dentiscutata erythropus
Lineage: Eukaryota; Fungi; Glomeromycota; Glomeromycetes; Diversisporales; Gigasporaceae
Source: the annotation of a GenBank genome assembly
CACCACCACCAGAAAUUUAUUAUUUUCUUACAGAAAAAGAUCCAAUAUCUAAAGUACCAUUUGUUGACAAAAUAAGAGCAUAUAAUCAAAUAUUUGUUUUUACAUCAAUUGCUACUGAUUUAGAUUUAGAUUUUGCAAAUAAAAAAAAGGGGGCUUAUAGUUAUAGAAUUCAGGCACAAAUUGAUAGAAAACAUAACGUAAUGAAGCAAGAAUUAAACAGAGAUAUGAUAGAAAAUAUCCAAAAUGUAUUAAUGGAUUUAAAUCCUUUUGUAGACACUUAUAUAUCUGCAGAAAAUGAGAAUCUACAAGACCCUUUAUAUUAUAUUUUAAUACAUAAUAAGCAUGCUCAAUACCCUGAAGCCUCUAAAACUUCUGAAGCUAAAGCUGGAGCAAGUGAUAUCUCUAAUAUUGACUUUGAUACUUUAUUAGAAAGAGAAUCACAAA